This is a messenger RNA of Caenorhabditis remanei, 1170 nucleotides long. RefSeq lists its product as uncharacterized. The record is from RefSeq and is a predicted model, not a curated record. Bases 1 to 1170 code for a protein of 389 amino acids. The transcript has 7 exons. Gene Ontology annotation, molecular function: poly(A) RNA polymerase activity. Lineage: Eukaryota; Metazoa; Nematoda; Chromadorea; Rhabditida; Rhabditidae. Gene Ontology annotation, cellular component: cytosol.
AUGUCGAAUAAAGCAAUCAUUGAACAAGGCCUCAAGGUCAUUGGACUUCCAUACAAAGGCUCCGAUCCAAAUGGUUCCUAUAUCCAACAAUGGGAUGCUGAUCUGAUCGAAUUCAGCAAAAAUAUCGAAAAGUAUUACGAAGAUAAUCGUCAGACGGAUGGGGAGUUCGCGAAAAAGUUGCAAAUUCUGAAGGAAAUCGAAGAUUAUUUGAUUAAACAAGUCUUCAAUAAACAGAUUAACAGGCGGUCUUACGAAAUAAAGGCAGUUGUACCUUUCGGAAGUUCGAACAGUGGUCUUGGUAUGAAAGGGGGAGAUCUUGAUUUGAUAAUUUGUGUAUAUCCGCCACUUCCACAAGGAUACGAAGUCGAAAUGAAGAGAAGAACAAAUGACAUCUUGACUGUCAUUCAUGAAAAAAUCAAAUCGAAAGAAAUGCUUAGAAAUAGGAGAUUUGAAGAUCUAGAACACAGAGAAAAAGCUCGAGUUCCGAUUGUUACUGGAAAAGUUGAUGGCAUUGACUUGGAUAUCAGUAUUUCAAUGACUCAACUUGUUUGCGCCCAAUAUCUCUCAUCCAAAUAUAUUGAUGCUUAUGAAAAAUACGAUCGUCGAUUCAUUCUGUUGGCUGCAUUUGUGAAAGAAUGGCAAAACUCUGAGAAAGAAGGAAAGGACGAUGAGUACUGUAGAGCUGUUUUCCCGAACUCUUGUAGUACCGUACUCCUUGUAACGUUCUUCAUGAAAUACUACAACCUACUUCCUCAUGUCACCACAAAGCAUAAUGGUAGCAGUCUUACUGAAGAAGUUUGUGGUACUAAUGAAUGUUUCAGAUCGCCUUGGGGAGGCGUAUGUAACAUGGGCAAAAAGGUAAACAACUGGAAGAGAAGUAACUUCUGUCAAGUGAGCGUUGGAACAUUAUUUCUUCUUUUUCUUCACUUUUAUACAAAUGUAAUUGAUUUCAAAACUCAAAGGUUGGAGAUGGAAAGAGCAACGGCUAAACCGAAAAGUGGGAAUGAUGCUCCAAAUCAGAUUGUUAUCGAGGAUGUGAUUGACAAACAGAAUCCAGCAGGGUCAGUCACCGAUAUCGACGCUUACAAGCAAUAUCUACAGAAAGCCUUGAAAAUCAUCAAAACUGUCAAAGGAAAAGAUAUUUUUGACAGAUUGCUGGGGGAAGAUUGA